AGUUUGAUAGCUUGAAGGGUGAUGUUAAAUAUACUGUUCAGAUGUGAGACGCGGGGCAUGUGGGGCGCGCAGGCGGGGUGGUGGUGCGGCGCACUGGCGGCCGCGGCGCUGCUGCUGCUGCUGCUCGCGCUGCGCCGGCGCUGCGCUCGCACCAAGCAUAAGCGAGUCUGUGUGCACCAGGUGCACAUAGUCCGUUGUGUGUCAGUGGGCAGCGGUGGCCCGCAGGUAUCGUGCCCACCGCCUCCUGCCGUGCCCUCCCCCGCGCGUCUCGCCCUUGCCGGCGCCCCACCGCCGACCGACGAUCCACCUACACUUCUUAUAGUUCGCGACUCAGCACAGAACACUAUAGCAACUACGACCAGUGCGACAACUACGAACACAGCUACGACUGCUACGUCUACUACGACGACCUCUUUAGAAACACAACCUUCUUCUUCAGACUCUCAAACCGAAUUUAAGGGACUACCAAAACUCCCGUUACCGGAACAGUGGUUGCAUAAACGACCACUUGACUGCAAGUACUCUGCGACUAUACCACGCCCGCUCGCACAAAUUGUGAGCGAAUUAGGCGCUGAAUUGAACCAAGAAUCUCGCGCUAAAAAGUACAGCGCGACUCGUUCACCUUCCUUAGAAAAGGACGAUAAAUCCCCCUUCCUCGGUAGCGCGAAAUCUGAUAAAGAAGUGUUCGGUUUCGAACCGGACUCGGUUAAGAAGCUGGCGAGUGAAGAUCAGGAAGAUAUGAGCGAAAUGACCUCCCCAAAAGAUACGGGGGAAAGAAACCAAGAGUCGCCGGGGAACCUUAGAAGAUUUAGGUCUGUGAGCACGAGACUUAAUAUGUGCAGUGUCAAUGAAAACCCUCAUUUAGAAGGCCACCAGGAAAGAUUAGAGAUGCAGAAUUCCCCUAGGAUUUUAGAAUGUAGUUCUGCUAAAGAAAAGUCAUCUGCUCCCAAAUUUGAUUUUUCGCCAAAGCUCCUUGCAGACAGUUUAAGUUCCCCGCGCUUCUUCACUCCUCCAGAGAUGGUAUCGCCAGCUUUCUUUGCAGAACCAUCUCCAAAAUCGGUUUACUAUGACAGCGUCAGGUCUCCGAAAUUCUUUCCAGAAACGCCGCGCGAUGUUGAAGUACCCCAGUCUCCCAGGACUUUGAGCGACAACUUAAACAGAAGUAACGGCUUCGAAAAACCGAGUUCUCCUCGGGUGUUGAGCGCUAGACCUAGUCCUAAAAUCCACAGCUGUAACAAAGAAAACUAUUUUACAUUUGAACAAGUUAACCUUACCGAAGAUACGUCAAGAGCGUCUCCACGACCGAGAAAAUACGGAGGAAGAAAUUCUAUAGAACGAGAAAGGUUUACACCGCCUGCUGACAAGGAAGUGAAAAAAUACCGACGACAUAACAGCUGUGAAACUAAUUACAAAAAUGUAGAAUUAAAUAUAACAACGUGCGACGAUAAUAAAACUAAUGAGGACAAAGCUGUACUUAUAGAUAGUGACGUGGUAGACUGCUGUGCCAAAAUCGAAUCUCUGCGUGUUGACGCAGAGCCUGAAGACAAAAGCGAAUUGACGCCGACUCAUUCUAAUAGCGCACAAGCGCGACGACAAAGGUUGAAGUCUAUUUCACUGGACUCCGAUAAUGCGAAAAUAAUAGAACAAAAUUUAGGAUUACCUAUAGCUAAGCAGAUGAAAGAUCAAAUGAACGAAGCUUUUAAAAAUCAGGAUAUCAGUACUUCAUAUGAAAGUUUAGAAAGAAGAGAGGAUUAUCAGAAAACUCUGCCUAGAGAAAGGCCUGUGUUCAAAUUUGAAGAUGACAAAAAAGAUAAAGCUUCCGAAGAAGAGGACGAGCCCAAAUCGCCAGACUUAAAACAUAAAAAGAGCUUACGUCAGAGCUCUGAUACUCAAUCGUUUAUAGAUAUGCCCAGGUUUUCACCUAAAGAAUUCGAAAUAACAGUAACAUCCGAAGAGGGUGCAACAACUACUGCGGACACUCAAAUGAAAAAGAAAGGAAAGAAUCUGCGAAACCUUACAAUAGAUUUGACAAAACGAGACAGUGAGUUAGAAAAAGAGCUACUGGAGUUCGAGAAACUUUACACUGAUGCUGAGGAGAAGAAAGUUAAAACACCAACUUUAAAAGUCAAAGCUACCUCACUAGAUUCUUCUGAAACAGUCAACUUAUCUUUGCCUCAAAAGAAGACUUUAGAAGUUCCUCAAAAUUCUGUGUCUGUGCCUAACACUCCUAAAAGGCAACUGAAAAGAAUACUGGCACAAAAGAAUGUCAAACCUGAUUUCAUAGGAGGGAAACUUGGUUAUAAUACCUUACAAUCGAAUGCCGAACAUAGACGUUUGUAUAUGAAAGGACAAGACAGCGGUAUAUUCUUAAGAGAAAACCAUGCGUCAUUAAUGUUAUAUCAGCCUGGGCCUUCCCGUAUCGGAUCUCGCACAAUGAGUUCGUUCGAAGAAAACGUAGUUGACUUGGAGAAGGCACCAGAAAUAAACAUACUUGUAGCCGAUAAUCGGUACCAUAUAGAACCGGGGUCUACAUUAGGUUCUAAUUUAUUAAAUUAUAAGCAAAAUCUAAGUGUAUCCAGUACAAAUUUGAAAACCUUACCGGAAGGGGUACCUUCUGAUGAUUUCGAGCCGAACGCUGAAGAAGAAAAGUUCGGAAAGAAAUUGCACCGAAGGAACUCUAAUCAAAGUCUCAUGCUCAGUACGCAUAGCUUACAAUCUUCUAACUGCUCGCUGAACAGCGCAGGUGCAUCCUGCCAUAAUUUAGCUUCAGUACGGAAUAGCAUAUCAAAUUUUAGCCUUAAUUCUGACUCUAGGCAAAAGAAACUCUCAUUGGAACGCCGUGAUUCUAAUACCUCCCUAAUGAACACGGAACACUUAACGCCGACGACUCGUGUAAUUUGCUCUUCGAACACUAAUCUUUCUGGUGAAGUGUCCAAGAACUGCUUAUUGCAAAGGAGAGGAUCUAAUAAUAGCCUUACGUUAAACAUACAAUCUACGAACACACUGAGUCGACAUUCGAGCAACAGUUCCUUAAACAAAGAGGUGAAAUUAGGUCAGAAGAAAGGCUUGUUAGAACGAAGGAGUUCAAAUACGUCUCUGACAUUGAAUAUUAACACGUCGAAUCCGCAGUUGUCAGUCAACAGAGGUCUCAGUAUUUCUAACUAUAACUUGAACGGGUCUACGUGCAACUUGAGUAGGUACAAUAGUAACCACAGCAUUGAUAACGCACCAGGGGAACCCCGGAAAGGCAUCUUAGAGAGAAGGAGUUCCAAUACUUCCCUUACUUUAAACAUUCAACCUCAGGAGCCUAGAGACAUAGAAAUAGAUGAAAAUUUAAUAGAACCAAAGCUAAAAGAUCUACCUCAUAGAGAUAAACAUAGAAAAUCCCUAAGUACUGAGAAUUUGAUACCCAAAUCUUAUAAGACUCGUACUCGAUUGCGCUCUGAUGAGAAAUGCGUAGGCUUCGGCUCACACGAUAAUCUCUGGUCGACUUCUUAUCAAGAUCAAGAGUAUCCACAAAACUUGACAUACGUCUGUGGUGAUCAGGAGAACGAGAUCAUUUACGCAUUCGGAAGGCAGGAAGACCCCAAUUAUCAGGCUGGUUUCAUUAGGAACAUAACUACUAAGCCUCUAAGUCCUCAAAGCACUUCCGAGGAUUUCAGAUUGUAUUUAGCCAACAUGCAACAUUUACAAAACGCCUCCAGCGUACUUUCGCGGCAACAACUCCGGGAUCUGAAUGAUGUAUUCCAAAAUGGGUAUUCGAAAGUGAAGUGUAUUAGUACUACAGAAGGCCAACACUGUUGUUCGGGAAGAGUAGAAGAUAUGUCUAAAGAGAAUCCUCAGAUGGUCAUCCCUGAUCCUGUACACUCUCAGCCCUGUUCUGAAUAUCAGAAGAUGCUGCUGAGGAAUCUGCAUCAAGAGUUUUGGGAUAUGCCAACGAAUUUCCAAGAGAAACCAAUAGUCUCUGGUUCUCAUCCUAAAAAUAGGUACAAGACAAUUCUUCCAAAUGAACAUUCGAGAUUCAUUUUAAGAGGAUAUGCAGGUACAGGAGAAGGAUAUAUCAAUGCCAAUUUUAUUAAGGUUAGUACAAAAUGUUUUCAUCAAAUAUGCUAUUUGUACGUUAACUAUUCUGCUUGUGAAAUUGUGGUUUGUGGGUUCGAAUCUCGCAAAAGAGCAUUCUGUCAGAUACUUGAAAGUGUUUGCAUGAAAAAAAAAACAAAAAUAAAAAAAAUGUUUAUUAUAGAUCACAUUCACUUAUCCUGUCUACCACUAUUUCAAAACUGAUUUAAAUUAUAUAAUUCAAUACUUUGAUAAUGCCAAAGUUAGGUCUUUUCAUAUAGUUGGACUUUAUAGGAUCAAAAACGAAUAUUGUGACAUUAUCUUAUACAUACACAUACAACAUCUUUUAUUGUCAAACAGUAAAUAACAAGUACAUAACUAACAAUAAACAAAGUAUUUACUAAAUCUUAACAAUUAUAUUUCAGGGGCAUGAGUAUACCAAAAACAGCUACAUAGCUACCCAAGGCCCUCUCCAGAACACCAUUUAUGAUUUUUGGCUGAUGGUAUACCAGAACAAUAUGGAAUAUCAGACCCCACCUUCUUCACUGCAUACUGUCCAAAAAAUCGUCAUGCUCACCAAUUUCAUAGAGAAUAACAGGCAAAAGUGUGAAAAAUAUUUUCCCCUGGAGUUAGAUGAAGAGAUCUCCUUUGAGAACCCUGACGACUCAGACACUGAAGAAGGAGGAUCAAAUAAUGUUUUCGUGAUAAAAAACUGUGGUAUGGUCAAAAAAGAAGGUUAUACAAUAAGAAGGUUAGAUGUGAAAUACAAGUCUAAUGUCGACAGUGUUAGUAAAAUAGUGUAUCAUUAUUGGUUUCACAAUUGGGCCGAUCACAAAUGUCCCAAAGACGUGAACGCACUUCUCAACUUGAGUUUAGACGUUUUAAAAGACUCUAUGUAUAAUUUUGACGAGUGUAGUGAUACGAACGCACAGAUAUGUAGAUGUGAUAGCCCUAAAUCGGACUCUAAGUUUAUUUUCCCUCCCCUGGAUGCUGAGAACGUACCCUGUGAAGUGAAAGUGAAUGUGGCCACCCCCCUAGACUUUUCGGUAGAGCAGCAUUCCCCACCGACUAUAAUACAUUGUUCAGCUGGUAUCGGUAGAACGGGAUGCCUCAUCGCCAUACUCAACGGUAUAAAGCAAUUGAUAAACGAACAGAAAGUUGAUGUGCUCGGCAUAGUUUGCAAUAUGAGGUUGAACCGAGGUGGUAUGGUGCAGAAUUCUGAACAGUAUGAGUUAAUACAUAAGGUUUUAUGCUUGUUCGAGCAAGCUUGCUUGCCAAAAUUAUAGCUGAGUGAAGCUGAGCUGACAUUUUGAUAAACAACUUUUUUCUUAGUGAGAAUUUAUGAUAUGUAAAAAUUUUAUUCAGGGUAUAUUUUUGACGUUGUAAAGGUUUCCAUUUUAGGGAGGGACAUACAAUUUAGUUCUAGGUUAUUAUAUAGUUGAAAUAUUGAUUACAUAGUGUUUUUAUACCACCUUUUAAUUACAUUUACAUUAAUAAGCCACACUUAAUAAUUUUAGGAAAAUUAAAUGCAAACGACUUUUUAAUUCAUAUAUAUUGAAAUGACAAAAACUAAAGCCUAUCAUAAAAUCUAUUUUAUCUUGUACAAUCUAAAAAAUAAUUUUGUUGUUGAAUACUCAAGGUCUCAUCAUAAUUUUAAUAUCAAAAUGUUGGCUAUACCAAUUCUUUAAUAAAACAUUAAUGUUCUCAG
This is a messenger RNA of Diatraea saccharalis (sugarcane borer), 5767 nucleotides long. The record is from the annotation of a GenBank genome assembly. NCBI's taxonomy places the organism in Eukaryota, Metazoa, Arthropoda, Insecta, Lepidoptera, Crambidae.